AAUACAUUGAAAGAGAACUAUUACUCAUAUGAGAAAUGAUUUUAAAUUUAACUGUAUUUGUAGCAAUUUAUGAAAGGGGAGUUUUACUGGAUUCUCUAUAAAAAGGGCUGUUAUAGUUGGAGUUGGUGUGUCUAAUAAUGCUUCAAUAAUUGUUGACUUCUUUUCUUCUCCAGAUUCAUUUUCGAUUGAUUCAAUUGACCAUGAGUUCCAUCUUGUCAAAAGUCCUUCCUGCUGCGGAAGAUCCUGUUCUCAGUGUACAUACUUUUCAGUCUAAGGAUCUACAUCCAUCUUACUUAUUAUGCUGCUUUUUUGGACCCAUUCUGCCAUUUUAUGAAAGAGUUAUUUUUGCUUGUAGAGAUGAUCCUUGUCCGGUUAAGCUGAAUUUGAGUGUCGGUGCCUAUCGAACCGAGGAGGGAAAACCUCUUGUUCUCGAGGUGGUGAGAAGAGCAGAGCAACAGUUAGCAAAUGACAGGUCUUGUGACAAGGGAUAUCUCCCAAUCGAUGGACUUGCUGAUUUUAACAAAUUGGGCGCCAAGCUAAUAUUAGGUGAUGAUAGUCAUGCACUGGAAGAGAACAGAGUUGUUACAAUCCAGUGUUUGUCUGGUACUGGUUCUUUGAGAGUCGGAGCUGAGUUUCUGGCAAAACACCACCAACAAAGUGUCAUUUACGUUCCAAACCCAACUUGGGGGAACCAUCCCUCUAUCUUCACACUGGCGGGUUUGUCUGUACAGUAUUUCCGUUACUAUGAUCCACAAACUAGAGGACUCGACUUUGAAGGCAUGCUCGAGGAUCUUGGUGCUGCACCAUCUGGAGCUAUAGUGGUAUUGCAAGCUUGUGCACAUAACCCCACAGGAAUCGACCCAACUCUGGAACAAUGGGAACAGAUUCGACAAAUCGUGAGAUCUAAAGGCUUACUACCUUUUUUUGAUAAUGCAUAUCAGGGUUUUGCUAGUGGUAGCCUUGACUCAGAUGCACAAUCGGUUCGUAUGUUUGUUGCUGAUGGAGGUGAAUGUUUGAUAGCUCAAAGUUUUGCUAAAAACAUGGGUCUUUAUGGAGAGCGUAUUGGUGCUCUUACCAUUGACCGUUUUUCGAGGACUCUGAUUGGAGCAGGUGAAGAACGUGAGGGGGUUUACUACUUUACUGGGGUUAAAGUCGCACGAGUACAUGGAGCUUCUAAGGCGAAACCUUCUUCUUCUUCUACUCUGUGGCAUCGUCGACUUGGACACCCGUCUUAUAAAGCUUUAUCUACUCUACCUAUUUUUAAGAAUUUCAAGUUGGAUUUUACUGAUUCUAGUCAAUGUGACAUUUGUUUUAAAGCGAAACAGACUCGCAAGGUGUUUCCCGAUAGUUUUAAUAAAGCUACAAUUCCUUUUGCCUUAAUUCACUGUGAUGUUUGGGGACCGUAUCGCACACCAUCUUCUUGCGGUGCAGUUUAUUUUUUAACGAUUGUUGAUGAUUACUCACGAGCAGUUUGGACCUACUUGAUGCUCGAAAAGUCUGAGGUUGCAUCUCUUCUUCGCAGUUUUUGUGCAAUGAGUGACAGACAAUUUGGACAUAGAGUAAAAACGAUCAGGACAGAUAAUGGAACCGAGUUUCUCUGUCUCUCAAAGUAUUUUCGUGAGCAAGGAAUAGUUCAUCAGACAUCUUGUACUUAUACACCUCAACAAAACGGUAGAGUUGAGCGAAAACAUAGGCAUAUUCUAAAUGUGGCGCGUGCUUGUUUGUUUCAAUCUCGGUUACCAGUCGAGUUUUGGGGAGAAAGUAUCUUGGCAGCCGCACACAUAAUCAAUAGAACGCCAACUCAUGUUCUCGAUGGCAAGACACCUUAUGAAGUGCUUCACGGGAACCCUCCGAUGUAUGAUCAACUCCGGGUCUUUGGUUGUCUCUGCUAUGCACAUACAAGACCUCGCGACAGAGAUAAAUUUGGUGCCAGAAGUCGUCGCUGCUUGUUUGUCGGUUACCCGUUUGGCAAGAAAGCAUGGCGCAUGUAUGAUCUUGACACUAAUGAAUUUUUCAUCAGCAGAGACGUUGUCUUCUUUGAGGAUAAAUUCCCAGGCAUUGAUGAUGCAACCUAUGUCACGCCACCUACUAUGCAAACCGAUCUUCCCAUAGAUGACUGGCUACUCUCUCCGGCAACACAGACAGAACCUACUCAUGUACCAUCCCCGGUAACCACUACUCCGGUUCUCACUACUUCUGAUACUCUCCAAUCUCCUGCAGUACUCUUUCCUGAUUCCUCUACACCCACUCCUAGUACUGAUAACAAUACCACUCCUGCUCCUUCUCCUACUCUAUCUCCUGUUACAGCUGAUACGGUUUCUCCUGAGUCGUCACUGUCUCCUCCAUCAUCGCCUUCUCCAACGCCAAUUACUGAACACUCUCAGUCGGCUCCAUCUCCUGGUCUUCCUGAACUUCUUGGUCGUGGACAGAGAGCUAAGAAAUCAUCGAUUCUGCUGAAGAAUUUUGUUACUCACUCUGCGACUACAAACCCUCCUCACGCUUCACCUGCACACGAUCAGAGUUCUCCUCUCUCGGUCUCAGGUAAGACACCGUAUCCCAUUGCUGAUUAUGCUUCUACUUCUGUCUUUAAUGCCAAACAUCAGGCGUUUUUGGAUACUAUAACCACUGACUAUGUUCCUAAGAAUUUUCAAGAAGCUGUCAGGGACCCUCGAUUUAAUGGGGCUAUGAAGACGGAGAUCACUGCCUUAGAAGACAACCAUACUUGGGAUGUUACUACGCUGCCUCCUGGUAAGAAAGCGAUUGGUUGUGGAUGGAUAUACACGAACAAGUAUAAUGCGGAUGGGACUGUUGAAAGGCCUAAAGCUCGUUUAGUUGCUCGUGGAAAUCGUCAGAAAGCUGGUCUUGACUAUAAGGAUACUUUUGCUCCGGUGGCUAAAAUGAAUACUGUCCGUUUUCUCCUUAAACUAUCAGCUGCUCAUCGAUGGGAAAUUCAUCAAAUGGAUGUCCACAAUGCUUUUCUUCAUGGAGAUCUCGAGGAGGAAAUCUACAUGCAACUACCCCCUGGUUUUAAGACCGAUGAUCCUACUAAAGUUUGUCAGCUUCGAAAAUCUUUAUAUGGUCUUAAACAGGCUCCUCGAUGCUGGUUUGCAAAGCUGAGCAAGGCAUUGUUAUCUUUCGGGUUUAUUCAAAGCUAUGAGGACUACUCACUAUUCUCUUUUGUUCAAGGCGAUGUCUGUCUACAUAUAUUGGUCUAUGUCGAUGAUUUUAUUAUUGCCGGCAAUAACAACUCUACAAUCGAGCGUUUCAAAACCUAUCUUCAUAAGUGCUUCAAGAUGAAGGACUUGGGCAACCUGAAAUAUUUUUUGGGUUUAGAGAUUGCUCGUGGUCCUGAAGGUAUCUUCGUUUCACAACGCAAGUAUGCCCUUGAUAUUGUUGCUGAGUGUGGUCUUCUUGGUGCAAAACCAUCUCCGGUUCCUACUGAACUCAACCACAAAUUGGCACUUUCUAAUGGCCGCCCUCUCCGUGAUCCUAGUCAGUACCGCAGGCUUGUUGGACGUCUUAUUUAUUUGACCUUUACUCGUCCCGAGCUCAGUUACAUCGUUCAUAUUCUCUCCCAGUUCAUGCAGAAACCUCAGGAGGAUCACUGGCUUGCUGCUUUACGCGUGGUUCGGUAUUUGAAAGGUACCACAGGUCAAGGGAUCAUGCUUACCUCUGAUAGGAAUCUGCGCCUUACUGCUUACUCUGACUCCGAUUGGUCCGCAUGUCCUAUUACCCGCAGGUCUCUCUCUGCUUAUAUUGUUCUUCUUGGAGAUUCUGUGGUCUCCUGGAAAACAAAGAAACAGCGCACCGUGUCACGCAGCUCAGCCGAGGCCGAGUAUCGUUCCAUGGCUGAUACUACUUGCGAGUUGAAAUGGCUCAAGCGGUUACUUCUGCACUUCGGUAUUCAUCAUCCUCGUCCUAUGCGUCUCUUUUGUGACAGUCAAUCUGCGAUUCAUAUUGCUAAGAAUCCUGUUUUUCAUGAACGUACGAAGCACGUCGAAAACGAUUGUCAUACUGUCCGGGAUGCUGUUCAAUCCAAACUUAUCACUACUGAACAUAUCAAUACGAAGAAUCAACCUGCUGACCUAUUGACGAAAGCUUUGCCUACUCCUGCAUUUCAAUUUCUACUGUCCAAGUUGGGAAUUCGCGAUAUGUCAUUACCAACUUGAGGGAGGGUAUAGAGAUAAUGAUAGAAAUAAGGAAACAUUCCUAUAUGUAAGGGAUUUAGGUUUAGGUAUAACUUGAGGAUCACGUUAUUGUACGAUGUAUAUAUACCCUAUUGGGGAU
Raphanus sativus (radish) is the source of this 4287-nucleotide messenger RNA. Its product is annotated as aspartate aminotransferase, cytoplasmic isozyme 2. The coding region runs from base 201 to 4169 and encodes 1322 amino acids. Lineage: Eukaryota; Viridiplantae; Streptophyta; Magnoliopsida; Brassicales; Brassicaceae. Gene Ontology annotation, molecular function: nucleic acid binding; pyridoxal phosphate binding; L-aspartate:2-oxoglutarate transaminase activity. Gene Ontology annotation, cellular component: mitochondrion. The transcript is spliced from 9 exons. The record is from RefSeq and is a predicted model, not a curated record. Gene Ontology annotation, biological process: amino acid metabolic process; DNA integration; biosynthetic process.